Fusarium redolens is the source of this 153-nucleotide messenger RNA. RefSeq lists its product as uncharacterized. Gene Ontology annotation, cellular component: chromatin. NCBI's taxonomy places the organism in Eukaryota, Fungi, Ascomycota, Sordariomycetes, Hypocreales, Nectriaceae. Gene Ontology annotation, biological process: regulation of transcription by RNA polymerase II. The record is from RefSeq and is a predicted model, not a curated record. Gene Ontology annotation, molecular function: RNA polymerase II cis-regulatory region sequence-specific DNA binding; DNA-binding transcription factor activity, RNA polymerase II-specific. The transcript has a single exon. The annotation marks the transcript as partial.
GUUUGCGGCACUUGCCAGCGCUCGUUCGCCCGAUUGGAACAUCUCAAGCGACACGAGCGCUCCCACACCAAGGAGAAACCCUUCGAGUGUCCCGAAUGCUCAAGACGCUUCGCCCGCAGCGAUCUGCUACUGCGCCACCGGCAGAAGCUGCAC